GCCUGGAGGAGCUGCAGCGGCAGCGGGAGCGGCUGCGGCGGGACGGGGACGCGCUGCGCCGGGAGCUGGCACGGGCACGAGGUGACAGCAGCAGGGGCAACGCCAGCCUCGUGUCCUGCCGGGAGCGGGCGGCCAGGCUGGAGGCCAAUGUCACCGCGCUGGGGGACGAGCUGGUGGCGCUGCGGCGCGAGCGGGCGCAGCUGGCCGGUGACAAAGCGGCCCUGCAAGAGGAGGUGGCGCGGGGCGCGGAGCAGGCGCGGGGGCUGCGGCGGCGGCUGCAGGAGGCGCUGGAGCAGCAGCGGGAGCUGCGGGAGCGCCGGGAGCGCUGCGAGGCGCGACAGAGGGAGCUCCAGGACACCCUCCGGGACUACGCGGCCGAGCUGGAGGCGCUGCGGCGGCGGGGCAGGGACAGGGACAGAGGCAGCGGGCGCAGGUGUCCCCCGGGCCGGAAGGGCUGAGGCCCCGCAGCCCCCCCGGCCCCCCCAGCGAGCGCCACAUCGCCGGUGUCGCCGUGUCCCCAGCGCCGGGAACCGCGGGGCUGGCCCGGCCCCGGAGCCGCCAGCGCGGCGCGGCAGCGACGGGGGUGGGACACGGCUCCUGAUCCCAGUGAUCCCCGAUCCCACCGAUCCCUGGUCCAACCGUAAUCCCUGAUCCCAUUGAUCCCUGAUCCCACCGACCCCCGAUCCCACCGAUCACUGAUCCCACCAUGAUCCCUGAUCUCAUUGAACCCUAAUCUCAUUGAUCCCUGAUCCCACCAUGAUCCCUGACCCCAUCCCAUGUCCUGAUCCCAUCCCAUAUCCUGACCCCGAUCCCGAUCCCAAUCCCAAUCCCAUCCCAUGUCCCAGUCCCGAUCCCGAUCCCGAUCCCGAUCCCAAUCCCGAUCCCAAUCCCGAUCCCGAUCCCGAUCCCGAUCCCAUCCCAAUCCCGAUCCCAAUCCCGGUCCCGAUCCCGAUCCCAAUCCCGAUCCCGAUCCCGAUCCCAAUCCCGAUCCCAAUCCCGAUCCCAAUCCCGAUCCCGAUCCCGAUCCCGAUCCCGAUCCCAUCCCAAUCCCGAUCCCAAUCCCGGUCCCGAUCCCGAUCCCAAUCCCGA
Vidua chalybeata is the source of this 1089-nucleotide messenger RNA. Its product is annotated as arf-GAP with GTPase, ANK repeat and PH domain-containing protein 2-like. The transcript has 5 exons. Bases 148 to 651 code for a protein of 167 amino acids. The record is from RefSeq and is a predicted model, not a curated record. Lineage: Eukaryota; Metazoa; Chordata; Aves; Passeriformes; Viduidae.